AUUUUUCCUUCUUCCUCAUUCUUUUCUUUUUAACUCCUGGUCUUAUUGCUCAACUCCAUACAUACGGCGAAGGGAUAAAUCCGUACACGUGGCAGCCGGAAGUCGGAAAGGGAGUGAUGAACUCCGGCGAGUUCAGUAUCACCGACACAAAGGGAAAUUAAAAAUAAACACAUACAUAUAUAGAGAGAGGUCAUAUAUAUAUUUAUAUCAGCUGGGAAUUGAAGAUCGAAAGAAUGGGUGCACUUGAGUAUCUUUCCAAACUCUGCGCAUUUACCACUUCCUCAACCCGAACCAAAUCUAUGCAGACGGUAGAGAUAAAAGUGAAGAUGGAUUGCGAUGGAUGUGAACUGAAAGUGAGGAAUGCUAUUAGACGCAUCAAAGGUGUGAAAAGCAUAGAUGUGAACAGAAAACAAAGCAAGGUGACAGUGAACGGAUUCGUGGAGCCAAACAAGGUGUUAAGGAAUGUCAAAAGAACCGGGAAAAGAGCAGAGUUUUGGCCGUACAUCCCUUACAACGUAGUGUACUACCCAUCCUCUGCCCAAACCUAUGACAAAAGGGCUCCACCGGGCCACGUGAAGAACGUUCAACAGGCGAUUCUACCCCCCAAUUCUACGGAACAAAGGCUGGCUUACAUGUUCAGCGAGGAUAAUCCAAAUGGUUGUUCCAUUAUGUGAUCCUUACAUUUUGACCCCUUCCGUCUACCUGAAUUUCAUUCUGGCCACACUAUAUAGUUAAUUUAUACUUUUGCCCAUCAACUUCCUUUAUGUUGUGAUAAGUUUCGUAUGCAAGGUUUGCAGUCUUGCAGAUAUGCAACAAUAAAUUUAGUGUUCUUAUUUCUAGCUUUCUGAGUACAACAUGAACUCUUUUUUCUAAUUAAUAAUAAUACUUUUGAUCAUUUUCUUUGUAAACUAAAGUACAACAAUAUGUAUGAUUGACUUGGCAGCACUGCAGCAGUAGCAAUUCCAAUAAACUGGUUUGCAUUUUAUAUUUUGUAUUUUAUAAACUGGUUUGCAUUUUAUAUUCCACUACUCG
Messenger RNA from Cuscuta epithymum, 1032 nucleotides. The record is from the annotation of a GenBank genome assembly. NCBI's taxonomy places the organism in Eukaryota, Viridiplantae, Streptophyta, Magnoliopsida, Solanales, Convolvulaceae.